This is a messenger RNA of Trypanosoma cruzi, 1080 nucleotides long. RefSeq names its product silent information regulator 2, putative. Gene Ontology annotation, molecular function: histone deacetylase activity, NAD-dependent; NAD+ binding. Bases 1 to 1080 code for a protein of 359 amino acids. Lineage: Eukaryota; Euglenozoa; Kinetoplastea; Trypanosomatida; Trypanosomatidae. The record is from RefSeq and is a predicted model, not a curated record. The transcript has a single exon.
AUGAAUCAAGAUAACGCCAACUUUUUGCACGUAGUUGGGGAACCAACCUUUGAGGCACUUGCCCGCUACAUUGAGCGGAACAACGUGACGAAGAUUCUUGUCAUGGCUGGAGCUGGCAUAAGCGUCGCGGCGGGAAUUCCUGAUUUCCGCAGCCCUCACACGGGCAUAUACGCAAGGCUGGGGAAGUACAAUCUAAACUCACCGACCGAUGCUUUUUCAAUUACGCUCUUGCGAGAGCGUCCAGAUGUCUUUUACAGUAUUGUGCGUGAGAUGGACCUUUGGCCCGGUCAUUUCUGGCCGACACUUGUGCAUCAUUUUAUCAAACUAUUAGCCGAUGAGGGACGACUGUUGCGUUGUUGUACUCAGAACAUCGAUGGCUUGGAACGGGCUUCGGGUCUUCCAAUGUCGUUUCUCGUGGAGGCACACGGGUCUUUUUCAACCGCCUCGUGCAUUGAGUGUCGUUCCCCAUACGACAUUGAAUUAGCGAGCCGCGAGUCCAGGGAGGGGAAGGUGCCGCAUUGUGAUAGGUGUGGGGGUGUUGUGAAACCGGACGUUGUAUUUUUUGGGGAAAGCCUCCCAGAUGCAUUUUUUAAUGUUUUUGCAGAAAUAACGGAGGUGGAGCUGCUUCUUAUCAUGGGAACGUCACUUCAAGUCCAUCCUUUUGCGGAGCUUGCGGUUAGGGUGCGGCCAGAUGUACCGCGAGUGCUGUUUAAUUUAGAGCGUGUCGGUGGUGCCAUGUUUCGCUUCCCCACGGAUGAGCCGACUCUGAAUUCAUUCAGCAGAAACCACACCGGCAACAGUCACAGUAGCAGCAACAGCAGUAGUAGUAGUAGCAGCAGCAGUAGCGACGGUUACAGUCAGUUCGCAAAUCAUGCUGCCGACGCAGGGGGGAUUUGUCGCGAUAUAUUUUUUCCAGGGGACUGCCAGCUCUCAGUGCGGCGGCUGGCGGAGGCGAUGGGGCUUGGCGAGCGGUUGGCAUUGGCCGUGCGUGAGGGUGAGAAGAAGCGAGAGAGUUAUGGUGCCUGUGAGAGCGGCAACACGCAUCACACACACAUGUACACACUGACAGACCGAAAAUAA